AUGUCGAGGACGCUGCAGGAGCAAUUCCCCGACCCCGACGCCGCCGUCAGCGGCACGUUCCUCCGAACCACCGAUGCGUCUGACAGGACGUGGCGUGACGUGGCCCUCAUCGCGGAGUCGGACGAUCACACCUUUUGGACGGUCGUUGCAAACCACAAGAGUCUGCCACUUGCGCUGCGGAACCUCAUCACAGCGGUGUGCAACGCCCACAGCUCCGCCUUUCGUCGUCACCUGCAGCGAAGCGACGAGCUUGCCCUGAUCACACUUCUCGUUCGGUUGGUGACCACCACCUCCGUUGCCUCGUCUGCUGGCGUCAGUGUGACAAGUGUGGCGAGUUGCCUUGAACAACAUGUUCCGCCUGCCUUAUUGAUGCCGCUUUCGCUGAUCAUCCUGCGACACUGCGGAUCUGUCGCGUCUGCAACGGUCACCUCACUCAUUCUUAUUAACCCCGCCUAUUUAUGCGCAAUGCCUGCCACGUCAGCCUCGUGGUGUGACGCGACCGCUCGUCUGUCAGUGCAGUGUGUGAGGGAAGUAGCGAGAGGUAGACAUCAAAGACUUGCCGGCGACGUGGUUUCACUCUUUGAGCAGGUAUACCGUCAUGUGAAACAGUUAUGGGCGGUUGUGCACUGUGCCCCGUUUCUUGCAGAUUACAUGCCGCUAGCACGCCUGCUACAGUAUUUACGGGUCGUAGUGGAUUUACUUUCACCUCUGCUUCAGCAUUUUCUGUUAACCUGCACGGCACUCGCCAACCGUCGUGAACAGCUUUCCAAGGCGAAUUCGGCUAUGCUUAAUGCCGCUAUCAAUGCCGCCUCGAUUCUUGUGUUGUUCCGUACCUACCACAAGGUGGCGGGCCAUGAUCGAUGCCACUGUGUGGAGCGACUUGUUGCGUCUACCUACGAUGCCCUCACGAGUCACAUUGCGCAGAAGGUGCAGGGACUUCCCGCCGUGUUGCUCUCCGACACACGACGAUCCUUCACCAGAACGCUGCAUGCACUCGUGCCUCCACAGGCGGCGGAAGAAGAUUUGGAGAUUGGGAAAGUGUUGCGCUGUCUAAGUGAACCGGUGCCAGACAGCAAAGAUUUUUCGGAUGGAUUUCUGGGGGCUCGUCCCCGCUACUUUGAAUUACUUCUGCUGGAGUUGAUACGUCAGGGGUUUCACAUUGAUGUGCUUUUGGAGAAGAAAUUCAUUACUCUUCUGGAGGCGGAGGAGCUUGGGGUCUCGGAGCGGGUUCUCACGCAAGCCAUCGCCGGUAUUGUGGACAAGGCCACCGGGGAAGCCGCGAUGACGAGAAGUGAGGGAGGCAACGGCUGCAGUACGGAACUCUGCACUGCCGCAGAGCCAACACCUGAUUCUUCAGAUCCGUUGGUAAACAUUGUCUUGGGAGUCAUGCCCCACUUUAACGUGGAGGGCGUCAAGGCUGCCUUGCGGUAUUACAACGAAGACGUGGAACAGUUUAUUCUGGAUGCAUCUAUGGAUAACAUCGCCCCGCACCUUCUUGCGCAGCUCACCGAAGCCUCGCCCUCCAAUGCCGUGGGAGUAGCAGCUCGAGCGGAAACGGGGAGCUCCGAAAUUAAUGCAACCGCCGCUGGAGGCUUCACUUCCACAACCGCGAAUGCGCUGACGCAGGAAGACUACGACAGGGACUUCGAUGCGGUGGAUUUGAAUUUGUUUAUUGGUUCUGAUUUAUAUGAGACCAUCAACGCUGACGGCGGGAUCGUGUCGGCUGAGGAGCCCUCGUGCGAUCUUGUUUACACCACGUACCACCCCGACGACCACCGUGGGGCUGCGGAGAUGUUUGAAGUGGACGAUGCAAUGCGGGAUAAGAUCCGCAUGCUGACCGAGCUGAUGUACGACGAUGAAGUUGACGACACCCAGGAGGUCGCGGAGGUUUGCACGUAUGAGGCUCGCCAGGGCGCGAACGACUCGGACUCGUCGGCCUCAAGCAGCAGCGGUGGUAUGAACCACGGCCCCAAGAGAAGCCUGCUGGAGGAGGGAGGAGUGGCCACCAGUACACCAUUUCGCCCUAGGACGCAAUACGACGAAAAGCGAUUUCAUGAGACGCGUUCUAGACAACGGGAAAAGACCGUGCGAGCGGCGAAGGAGACGCGGGAGGCAGCACCAGCGUACACCCAAAAGAAGAAGACCACACGCAAAAAGACGCAGGAUAAGCGGGCCUUAACGCGUGAGGUGAAGAGGGGCAAAACCAACUGGUGA
This is a messenger RNA of Trypanosoma conorhini, 2214 nucleotides long. RefSeq lists its product as uncharacterized. The coding region runs from base 1 to 2214 and encodes 737 amino acids. The record is from RefSeq and is a predicted model, not a curated record. The transcript has a single exon. Lineage: Eukaryota; Euglenozoa; Kinetoplastea; Trypanosomatida; Trypanosomatidae.